AUGGCUUCUUUUGGAAUUCCCCCCAAUAUUUACACCCUUCACAUCCUCAUUAACUCUUUCUGCCACUUGAAUCGGGUGGGUUUCGCUUUCUCCGUCUUAGCCAAAAUCCUCAAACUUGGGCAUCAACCCGACACUGCAACGUUCACCACUCUGAUUAGGGGGAUCUGUGUUGAGGGUAAAAUCGGUGAAGCCCUCCACUUGUUUGAUAAAAUGAUUGGGGAAGGUUUUCGACCCGAUGUAGUUACAUAUGGAACUCUGAUAAAUGGGUUGUGCAAAGUGGGCAACACUAGUGCCGCUAUCAGGUUACUUAGGAGCAUGGUACAAAAAAAUUGUCAGCCUAAUGUAUUUGCUUAUAACACCAUUAUUGAUAGCCUUUGUAAGGAUAGACAAGUAACUGAGGCUUUCAACCUUUUCUCUGAGAUGGUCACGAAAGGCAUUUCACCUGAUAUUUUUACUUACAACUCAUUAAUCCACGCUCUUUGUACUUUAUGUGAGUGGAAACAUGUCGCAACACUGUUGAACGAAAUGGUAGAUAGCAAGAUAAUGCCAGAUGUAGUUAGUUUUAAUACAGUGGUGGAUGCACUCUGUAAAGAAGGAAAGGUCACAGAGGCACAUGAUGUAGUCGACAAGAUGAUUCAAAGAGGUGUGGAGCCUAAUGUAGUCACCUACACUGCAUUGAUGGAUGGACACUGUCUGCGAUCUGAAAUGGAUGAGGCAGUUAAAGUAUUUGAUACGAUGGUUUGUAAGGGCUGUAUGCCUAAUGUUAUCAGCUAUAACACCUUAAUCAAUGGUUAUUGCAAGAUUCAAAGGAUAGAUAAGGCCAUGUAUCUUUUCGGAGAGAUGUGUCGACAAGAAUUGAUUCCUGACACUGUGACUUACAGCACUCUUAUACAUGGCUUGUGGCAUGUGGAAAGACUCCAGGAUGCAAUAGCACUUUUUCAUGAGAUGGUAGCUUGCGGCCAAAUUCCAAAUCUUGUCACUUACCGAAUUUUAUUGGACUAUCUAUGCAAAAAUCGUUAUCUUGCUGAAGCUAUGGCUUUGCUGAAAGCUAUUGAAGGUAGUAAUUUGGAUCCUGAUAUACAAGUUAAUAAUAUUGCCAUUGAUGGGAUGUGUAGAGCUGGCGAACUUGAAGCUGCAAGGGACCUCUUUUCCAAUCUCUCCUCCAAAGGAUUGCAGCCUGAUGUUUGGACUUAUAGUAUAAUGAUCAAUGGGCUUUGUAGAAGAGGGUUAUUAGAUGAGGCAAGUAAGUUAUUUAGGGAAAUGGAUGAGAAUGGUUGCACACAGAAUGGUUGCAUUUACAAUACAAUUACCCGGGGAUUUUUACGAAAUAAUGAGACAUCAAGAGCUAUUCAACUUCUUCAAGAAAUGUUUGCGAGGGGAUUUUCUGCUGAUGCAUCCACUAUGACCUUAUUUGUGAAAAUGUUAUCUGAUGAUGGAUUGGAUCAAUCUGUAAAACAAAUUCUAUGUGAGUUUGUGCAGUAA
Messenger RNA from Vitis riparia (riverbank grape), 1482 nucleotides. Its product is annotated as pentatricopeptide repeat-containing protein At1g63080, mitochondrial-like. Gene Ontology annotation, molecular function: protein binding. The coding region runs from base 1 to 1482 and encodes 493 amino acids. The transcript has a single exon. Lineage: Eukaryota; Viridiplantae; Streptophyta; Magnoliopsida; Vitales; Vitaceae. The record is from RefSeq and is a predicted model, not a curated record.